ACGUCUAACUAGCCUUUGGAGACGCCCAAUAACAAAUAGAAGAAGAAAGUUUCCCACUUUUUAAAUAAUGGAAUUGUCGUUGUAGAUUAUUCUUCUUGACAUGUGUUAAAAAGCGUCUUCCGAUGACCCAGUCCGUGGUGGUUCAGGUGGGCCAGUGCGGAAACCAGGUCGGCUGCAGGUUCUGGGAUCUAGCUUUACGAGAACAUGCCAGCGUAAAUAAAAAAGGAGUAUAUGAUGAGCCUCUCAGUAGCUUCUUCCGUAACGUGGACUUGAGGAGCAGCAGUGGGAGAUCAUGUGCUGUUGGUGGGAGGAUCCAGCAUCUGAAGGCCAGGGCAGUGCUCGUGGACAUGGAGGAAGGAGUGGUCAAUGAGAUCCUACAUGGACCACUGAGAGACGUGUUUGACAGCACCCAGCUUCUCACUGAUGUUUCUGGAUCCGGCAACAACUGGGCAGUGGGACACUUGACUUAUGGCUCGACCUACAGGGAGCAGAUCGUGGACAAGCUGAGGAAAGCAGCAGAGCAGUGUGACUGUCUGCAGUGCUUCUUCCUCGUUCACUCCAUGGGAGGAGGUACUGGCUCGGGACUGGGGACCAAAGUUCUCAGCCUGCUCGAGGAGGAGUUUCCUGAUGUGUGUCGCAUCGUCACAUCCAUCUAUCCCUCAGUGGAAGAUGAUGUCAUCACGUCACCGUACAACAGUGUGCUAGCCAUGAGAGAGCUGACUGACCAUGCUGACUGUGUCUUACCUGUGGAGAACCAGUCUCUGGUGGAGAUUGUGAACAAGAUCCAGCACAUGUCGACUAGUGGGAAGCCCAGUCUGGCAAUCAAGAAGGACAGCACCAUCAUAUCCAGUCACGGAGGAGCAGAGAAACCAUUUGAUGCCAUGAACAACAUUGUCGCCAACUUGCUGCUGAGUAUCACCAGCUCGGCUCGAUUUGACGGAAGCCUGAACAUGGACUUGAACGAAAUCGCCAUGAACCUGGUCCCGUUCCCUCGUCUGCACUACCUGGUGUCCAGUCUCACCCCGCUCUACACCCUGGCUGAUGUGGGCGUCCUCACUCGAAGCUUGGACCAGAUGUUCAGCGAUGCCUUCAGUAAAGACCAUCAGUUGAUACGAGCCGACCCAAAGCGCAGCCUUUACCUGGCCUGUGCUCUGAUGGUGAGAGGGAACGUGCAUGUGUCGGAUCUCUGCAGGAACAUCGAGAGACUGAGGCCUUCGCUGCCAUUUGUGUCCUGGAACCAGGAGGGUUGGAAGACAGGGUUGUGCUCGGUGCCUCCAGUGGGUCACUCCCACUCUCUGCUGGCUCUGGCCAACAACACGUGUGUGAAGCCCACAUUCAUCGAGCUGAGAGAGCGCUUCUCCAGGCUCUACAGGAAGAAGGCUCACUUGCAUCACUACCUGCAUGUUGACGGCAUGGAUCAGAGCUACUUUUCUGAGGCCAUGGAAUCACUCACCGCCCUGAUCGACGAGUAUCAGGGUCUGGAUGUCACGAAAGAGUCGCCAACACCUGAUGCCCCCAGACUCAGAAUCGCCUCCUGAAGGCAACAAUUACUGAACUCUUUUGUAUAGUUAUUUGUAGAAAUUAAGUCAUUUUGUCUGUCUGUGCUCAUCUCAAAUAUUUCAUGUACCGAUAUAUACAGUUUUCUAUUGAGUGCUGUUACGAGUCAUAUAUUUAACUGAAAGUUGAGAGGCCUGUGAGUGCGUCCACAAAUUACAAAAAUAAAAUAUGAAACUCAAUCUAAUUUAGAUUUUUUUUUUAAUUUUCAAAAACAGAAAAAGUCAUUUGGAGGGGAAUUGGUGAGUGAUGGAAUGUUGCUUACACUUUAAAAAAACAGUGUGUCUACGGUGUUGUCGAGUGAAGGAGGACAUUUUCAAUGUUGAAACUGUAACCUCGACAAUAAUAUACCUCUCUAGUUGGAUGUAACACCCAGAUGUUGAUAGUUAAUUUAGUAUUCAUCUGGUCAUCAAUUAUUUUCAGCAAGCAGUUCUGUCAUUUUUAUUUUCAAAUGAUAUCCUUAUAACAACAGUUUGUCAUCUUGUAGAAAUGUUACAAAUAAAUACAGUCAUAUGAAAAAAAAAAAAAAAAAAAAAAAGAAAAACAAAUAAUAAUAACUCAUGCGUGUGUUGCAUUUUUGUCAUAGGAAUUAUUAAUCCAAGCAAUUUCCGAGCAGUUUUGAGGGUUGCAAAAGAGAUAAAUAAGUGACGGCAUACAGUACAUGCAUUAUGUAUUGCAGAAGAAGACAAGAAGGUGAUACAAAAAUAAAGACAAUAUUAUAAUGUUCUUGAUCCGGAAAUCAUUUUUCUUUGUAAAAAAUGCGUGUGAUGGUUUAAGUGUCGAAAUAAAAUGACUGGGCUGGAUUUGAAAAAUAAAAAAAGUUGGUUUUAUGUCCAAUGAAUGACACUGGAAGUCAAUGAAGA
Synchiropus splendidus (mandarinfish) is the source of this 2417-nucleotide messenger RNA. RefSeq names its product tubulin, epsilon 1 (gene tube1). Gene Ontology annotation, molecular function: structural constituent of cytoskeleton; GTP binding. Gene Ontology annotation, cellular component: cytoplasm; microtubule. NCBI's taxonomy places the organism in Eukaryota, Metazoa, Chordata, Actinopteri, Syngnathiformes, Callionymidae. Gene Ontology annotation, biological process: microtubule cytoskeleton organization; mitotic cell cycle. The coding region runs from base 123 to 1538 and encodes 471 amino acids. The record is from RefSeq and is a predicted model, not a curated record. The transcript has 12 exons.